Messenger RNA from Rhododendron vialii, 1140 nucleotides. RefSeq lists its product as uncharacterized. The record is from RefSeq and is a predicted model, not a curated record. NCBI's taxonomy places the organism in Eukaryota, Viridiplantae, Streptophyta, Magnoliopsida, Ericales, Ericaceae. Bases 126 to 1085 code for a protein of 319 amino acids. The transcript has 2 exons.
AGGAUGAGUUGAGUCGUGUAGGGACUCUGGAUAACUCUCCAUUGGAUAUUUGUCCCAUCAAACUGGAUGACACAAAUUAUUUACUUUGGUCUCGUACUUUUACAUUAGCCAUUGAAGCUAAAGGGAUGUCUGAGUUCAUUGAAGGCCCUGUUACUGAGCCUACUACUGAUGUUGAACUCAAGACGUUUGAGUUUCGUCGAUCUUUAGCCAUGACUUGGUUGUUUAAUUCUAUGAAAGCUGAUAUUCGUAGUCCUUUCUUGCUUCUUAACACUCCAUAUCAGAUUUGGACUAUUGCCAAACAGACUUAUUCUCAGCAGGGCAAUGAUGCUCAGUGUUUUGAGUUGCGAAAGCGACUUCGUACUAUGGAUCAACACAAUCGAUCUGUUGCUGUUUACUUUGCUGAUCUCAGUGGGGCCUGGCAAGAAUUUGAUUAUUAUCAGGGGUUUCAAGCAGUCUGUUCCGUUGAUGCUGGUGCUUGGUUAAAAAGAAUAGAGAAAGAGCGUGUGUAUGACUUUCUUGCUGGUCUUGAUGUGGAGUAUGAUCCAAUUAGAGUGCAGGUGUUGGGUCGUGUUCUGUUUCCAUCUUUGGGAGAGGCCUAUGCCAUUGUUCAACAGGAGGAGAGCAGAAGGGGUGCUAUGUUACAAGCUCCUACUUCUGAUCGUUCUGCAUUGGUUGCUAUUCCGCAGGGACAGUUUGGGUCUGGCAGUGGAAAGUCUCAGUCUGGUACUACCAGUGGGACCAUAGACCGUAUGUCACUCCAGUGUGAUUAUUGCCACAACACUGGACAUACCAAGGAUUUCUGUUGGAAGUUACAUGGUCGUCCUUCUCGUGGGCGAGGCAGUGGACGUGGAGGUCGAGGUCGUGGUCCCGGGCGUUCUCAGGCUCAGGCACAUGUUUCAGAGUUUGCUGCCUUGUCUGAUUCUGGGUUCAGUACAGGAGUUCAGUCACCUUCUGAUUCUGUUGGCGGUUUCUCUCAGGGGGAGAUGCAAGCUCUCAGGCGUCUUAUGGCUCAGGCUGAUUCUGCCUCUACUAUAGCUCCUACUUCCACAGCAGCUCCUACUGCAUCCUAUUUUGCUCAUUCAUGAACUGGAAACGGGGAAGGUGAUUGGCAGUGGUAAAGUACAUGGUGGCAUCUAUUAU